AAACGAAUAGCAUUUAGAAACAUGCUCUAAAAAUACCCGAGUCCACUGAUUCACUUGUACUGUACCGAAUAUAUCAUCACUCCACCGGCGGUGGCAUCGCCCAAUCCAUUCACGGCUUAGUGCGUUUUCCGAUGAGGGAGAUGUGUCAGACAUGCGAUGUGCUGUGAUCAAUACUCUUUCAAUCAAUCAUGGUAUGGAUAUAUUGUGGUGUCAAAAUGGAUACCCGCCGGGGCCCACCGGUGCCUUGGCCAAUACCAAGGUACCAAAUGAACACCCCGUUAAACACACAGUGUACCACAAGUAUUAUUCAUACUCUUUUACUUUCUAAUUUCUAACACACAAGGAACGCCGUCUGCACACGUCUAAGACAAUAAGCCCCAUUUUGUAAAUUUUGGGAUAUAAAUGAAGGAAAAUGUUAUCUUCUAAAUUAUAUGUAAAGAAUUAAAGCAAUCUGAGAAAAAUUAAUUGUCUUUUCCAAUAACACUGCAUAAUGGAGUUUGCGCCGCUCCAACCUGUUGAUAGGAUAAGCAACCUUCCUGAAAAUGUAAUAGCUGACAUUCUAAUGUGUUUGCCUACACGUGAUGCUGCAAGUACAAGUAUCUUAUCAAAACAAUGGAGGUAUAAAUGGGUCAAACUACCUCAUCUCAUAUUUGAUGUUACCGUGUGGCAAGAACUCGAGGUAGAUGAGAGAACUAUGAGGUUCUUUCUGUUCCUUUACGAGGUUCUUUUACGUCACCAAGGACCCAUAACAAAGUUUAGUCUCGUUAUUCCAAGGCUUAAAAGCUGUUCACAUAUUGACCACGUGAUCAAUUUCUUAUCAAAUUAUGGUGUUGAAGAAUUCAUCUUUGAAAUCUAUAAGGGAUAUAGAAUUCCGUCUUCACUGUUUAUGUAUUUACAGCUGAAACGUUUGACACUUUCUGCUUGUUUGAUCAAUCCUCCUCCAGCCUUUAAAGGAUUUAAUAGACUGGUUAGGAUGGAAUUGUGUGAUGUCAUCAUUGAUGCUGAAGUACUACAAAGUUUGAUAUCUAGCUGCCUGUUACUGGAGCAACUGUUGCUGGAUUUCCGAAAUGAAUUUGAUUUCUUGGAAAUUGAUGCUCCUAUGCUAAGACUCUUUCAUCUUCGACGUUUCUUUUGUUCGUCUAUUUGUAUAAAGAGAUCCCAACAUCUUGCAACAGUUAGAGUUACUUCUCGCCAGCAUAUAAUGGCUGACGAAUUCAAUUAUGGAAACUGUAACUUCGUUGGGUUCUUUGAUUCUCUUCCUGCCCUUCAUAAACUGUGCAUGGACUUCCAUUUUAUGCUGGCUUUAUCUGCAGGUCAGGUCCAAAAGGUGCUUCCAACUACUUUAAUCAACCUUAAAAUUCUGAAGCUACUCCGUAUAUCUCUAUAUUCAGAGGACGAAUUCUCGUGUGUUCUUUGCUUGAUCAGAAGCUCCCCCAACCUUGAGAAAAUGACGAUCAACGCGAUUUCAGGUUGGGAAAAUACUGUUGCAAGCCCUGUUCCAGACUUUCUAAAAGUGCAAGAGUACUCAGAUGUACUUUUAAAUCAACUCCAAGAAGUGAAGCUAGAAUCCAUUUCUGUCGGAGUUUCUGAGAUGACACUCAUUAAGCUUUUAUUGGACAAAUCGCUGAAGCUAAAGAGAAUGGUGAUCCGGCAGGAGAGCGGUUGGUACAGGCCUAGCAUUGAAAGAGUUAAUGUGAUUUUGAAAGAGAUAAACAAAUUUCGGCGUGCAUCGCCAAGUGCUAAGGUCAUUUAUGAAAAUUAAGAUGAAAAUAAACUUUGAUAGCUGGAUGAAUAUAUCUCAGAGAUCAGGAGUACUUUACUUUCGGUUUUGCAACAUGGCUUUCUGAAAUUAGAAAUGUUUUUGCUGGAUGAUGGAAGGCAGUGUUGGCUAAAUAUGAGAUUUCAAGCCAUAUCAAGAAAACACUUCCUAGAUUACAGUUUUGUGCGCAAAUAGAUCUACUUAAAUGCAAGUGAACUUAUGAUCUUAUUUUCAUGAUUUUCUUCAUAUAUAUGAAGUUUUCACUGUAAUAAUAGUUUAGGAUAAGAUUUGGGUUUAAUGAUGUAAUAUUUUGAAAUUAUACAUGUAGGGUAUGAAAGUUUAUCCUCGUAAAAUAUAAGUCAUAUAUUUUUCGGCUGUGAAAA
Olea europaea var. sylvestris is the source of this 2142-nucleotide messenger RNA. RefSeq names its product F-box/FBD/LRR-repeat protein At1g13570-like. The coding region runs from base 491 to 1762 and encodes 423 amino acids. The record is from RefSeq and is a predicted model, not a curated record. The transcript has 5 exons. NCBI's taxonomy places the organism in Eukaryota, Viridiplantae, Streptophyta, Magnoliopsida, Lamiales, Oleaceae. Gene Ontology annotation, molecular function: protein binding.